Messenger RNA from Anopheles coustani, 2990 nucleotides. RefSeq names its product sphingomyelin phosphodiesterase 4. Lineage: Eukaryota; Metazoa; Arthropoda; Insecta; Diptera; Culicidae. The transcript is spliced from 6 exons. Gene Ontology annotation, biological process: sphingomyelin catabolic process; ceramide biosynthetic process; glycerophospholipid catabolic process. Gene Ontology annotation, molecular function: sphingomyelin phosphodiesterase D activity. The coding region runs from base 328 to 2517 and encodes 729 amino acids. The record is from RefSeq and is a predicted model, not a curated record.
GUUGCAGAUUUGUGUUCUUUUGCUAAAAUUCAACAAAUUUAGGCAGGAGCAAUCAGAUUGUAUUGCGCGAUGCGUUAGUUUAGUAGAAGAUAAUUUAAUCUGACGAGUUUGUAUAAAUAUAGUCUGUUGUGGUAAACGUGGGUACCGUUCGACGACUGGAUUGAACGAGUUCCGUUGAGCUGUGUUCAGACUUUGAAGUGCGGGUUUAUGAGAACAGUAUUGUGCUGUGAUCAUAGUAAGCUAUGUGAUCAUCAGACGCCGUUCGGAAUACAUUAAGUUAAGGUUUCGGAUUUCACUUCAUCAAUCGCCACCGAAGAGACUGCCAAAAUGAAAACUUUGAAGAAUAUAUUGCAAUUAUCGUUGCUGUACCGAUGUCAAGAAGUGGCAGUUUACUUCGAUCUCGCAAGCUUAAAGGAUCUGCACGACAGUUUCCCGAUGCUUAUUCGGUCAAUAUUUUACGGUGAUGGCGGGGCAGGCUGGCGGCUCCGUUUCAUCACCCGCGAGCAGUCACCGGCCGAGUACGAGGCGUUGGAAAACUUUUUCAAUCCCAUCAGUGGACCAAUGUUUCGCAUGUUGUACCGCUUGACGGGUGAGUCGCUCAGGUUUGGAAUACCUUUCUCUGAUAUACCGGUCAAACUUCAAGAUGCGAUCCGUUAUGGGACACUUGCAGCUUUUUACAAAAGCUUUCUCUCGAUAGAUCCGUUCCAGAACCAAAUGAUAGGAUUUCAGAUGAAUCCGUUUGAUUACUUCCUCUUUUACUUUGCCAUCCACGGUACGGUGUCGCACCCCAUCCUUCCUCCGUACGGCUUUUCGGCAACCCCAGAGCAUGAGCAAGGGAAAUCGCUCUACGUGUUGCUGUCCUCCACGUAUAUAUGCACCUUCCUGCCAGUGGAUAGCCAGUACAUAGUGCUACCGCCAAACGCGGAUGUAUUGGUUAGAACGAUGCCGGAUAUCGAGCCCGCCAAGGCCCCAAUGCAGAGCAUUAAGUAUCUGCUGGCACACCGUUUGGACCUGCAUGGGCCAGUCGAGGCCGACCAUCCCCAGCCAGAAACCGCCCGGAUCGUGCACUGGCGCUCGACGAGCAUCCUACAUAUCUUCCUCGACAUCUGGUUCGGCAUGAACUUGACCGGAGCGAACCGAUUGCCAAGCAUGGAGUUGCUGCGAUGCAUGCGCGGCCUUGUCAAGCAGGUGCACACCUUCAGCAACAGCACCGACCGGCGAGACAGUGCGGCCUUUGUUGCGCUGCGGAAAAAGGCGCUAGAGUUGCUGAGCGAGCGCUUCAACGGCUUCUUCAAUCUCGCCUUUCCACGCUGGCCGCUGUACGACGUAUCGCUGAUGAACCUGGUCGAGCUGUGGCUGAGCUUCAUCCAACCGUGGCGCUACUGUUCGCCAAGCCAGGAGGUGCCCAAGGUGGACCGGGCCAUUGAAUCCAAGUACGAGGUGUUCAUCAUGGCCAACAUAGAGAUUUACACGCAAACGUUCGUCAAACUGACGAACUGCUUCAUCAGUGCCGACCUGAGCCGACUGAUCAACGCGAACCUUCUGUACCGGCUGUGCCGCGUGUUCGGCCAGCACAAUCUGGUCUCGCUGUUGCGCCAACUCGAGCGCGAUUUUGUUGAUGCCAGCAAGCGCAACAUACCGACGACGGCAUUGCAAAACGAAGCUGACACCUCGCAAGAGCUGACAGACCAACAGCAGCCAGCCAUCACCAGCUUCCACCUUGGUGGUGGCGAGUACUACGUGCCGCUCUUCAGCGAGGAAACACUGUCUAAUCUGCAAACGCUGGUGCGGAAGGUGCGCGGCGCGAUGGCGUCGCACACGGUGAGCAAACAAGAACCUUCCUGGUUUGGUUCAAGGUUUGCCUGGCUCAUCGCGCUGUUCCAGCCACCGCAGCAGGAGCAAUCCGAGCUGCCGAACGUGCUAUGUCGGCUCGAAUUUAUCGAGGCCGUCCUGGUCGCUCUGUUCGACCUCCCGUCCGGUGGAGACGAUCCAUGCGAGGAGAUCGUGAUGACGGAGUUGAAAGAUUCGAUGUCGGUGUCUGGCGUCGGGCGCUUUCCGGUGCUAGCGGUCGACUGGAAGGAUCCGGUGCUGCUACCGAUCCGGGGCAACGAAAACGCCUUCCUGGUGCGCUUCCUGUACACAGUCAGCUCGAAGCUGCAGUUCAUGUACGGCACGGAAAUGCAUGCCCUCUGGUACAACCAGGGCCUGCCUGGGAUGGUCGCCCGCCAGCUACUGAUGCCACCGUGCACGGUCCACCGGUUCGCCCGGCAGGCCAACGGUACCAAAGAACUAAUCACCGAGUGUCUGCCGGCUCGCAUCAGCCUCCGCUUUUUGGCCUCCUACAAGGUGCUCGCCGUCAUCGCCUGCUCGUUGCUGCUCGGAGGCAUGCUGUUCGGUGCACCGAGCUACGGGUUUUUCAUCCUGCUCCUUCUAAUGCUGCUAGACAAGCUCCUUACACUCGCUGUUUUUCCACGGCGCGCCUUUGACGACCAUGGUCCCUUUCCUCCGCGUGGUUAGCAACGAAAUACGCUAUCCUAUUCGUUUGAUUUCAUUUCAAAUCUAUCAUUUAAUUCCAUUCUUUAAUUGAACAACAACUUGUUCUGCAUUCUCGUUUCUAUCACAUGACAUAAGUCCACAUUUGAGUCAUUUAAUCGAGUCGCCCAAGUUACAAGCGAAUGUAUCGCACUCGAUUGCUGAGGUUGUAAAGCACAAAAACACCUGUGUUAGAAUGUGCGAUGUAGUAAAUCAAAUAAUUGUUUUUCGCUUGAUACCUCCCUCACGAAAUGUCAUCAUUCGUAUUCGUUUUGUCGCAUUAUAAAUAAAAAUGACUCACGCCAGAUAGCUCCCCCGAACUGAGCAGCCAUAUUGCAGCGACGGUAUAUGAUUGUUGAAUUGAUUUAUUUGUCCAUAUAAAUUCGCUAGAGCCCUAAGCUCGCCUAAAGCCUACUAAUAAAGAUACUUUCCACGACGCAUGCCGGGCGGUUUAUGUA